AUGCACAGUCGGAAGAAAAAGAUUAAACGGCAUGAUGUGGUUUACGACAAUACUGAAAGGGAUUCGAUCCCGAAGAGAGGGUAUUAUUCGGAACUAGUAUCCAAUAUGACAAAAGAAGAUGCCUCAAGACAAGUCUUCGCUAAGAAACGUAUGAAAUUACUUCUCCAGGCAAAGACGGAUAAAUUAGCACCUAUGGUUAUGUCACUGCCGAAGCCACAAAAACCAAAGAUCCUGCUACCCCCAGGACGCUGGACAACAUAUAACGAAGAUGAUAGCAUACAAUUUCCGUUCGAGACUUUCGUGCCAAAACUUCAAUUUUUGAGCGUCGUACUGCCGAAAGAAUUGCCGAGAUUAGUCAAGAUCGAAAGACUUCGUAGGAAAUUCUUAGCGGCCAAUAUAAAGAAAAUGCUUCGAGAACGUGACAUACAACCGUACUUGAUAAUGCCUCCAUCUGAAUAUAAUCUCUCAGACGAAGAAUACUACGGCCUAUACAGCCCAUUUCCUAAAAUGGAUUUGGAAUUAUUCGAUAACACCGAAUUUGAUUGUAGAAUACCAGAAGAAUGGCUAAGUCUUGGUAAUAUAGAAGGGGAACAAUAUCCAUGUCCAGGCCUGGCGUUUAUACCCAAGCAAGAUGGAAAAUCUAACAAGCCAGCGACAGAUAUUAUACAAAUUCUUAAUAACUUAUAUGAAUGGACGAACGUAGCUGCUUUCAGUUAUGACAAAAAUACUGAUAAAUGGGUAGUGAUGGCAUUGGACGGAUCGAAACGAUAUUUCAACAUUCCUCGUAUAAGAUUGAUGUUCAAAGCUGAUGAUCCAGACACGUUCGCUGAAAGAGUGAAGUUCGCAGUCAAUUUGCGUAAAGAAGUUGAGAAUAAUUUUAGGUUUUAUUUAUACUUGGACUGUUUGAUCCUGGAUGGUCUGCCGAGGAUACCCUUAAACUAUAUGCCGACUAUCAUAAAUUUGGUUCUCAUUCAUCGUCAAGCGAAAGAUGUUAAUGAAGAUCACUUUCAAGCUUUGAAACAAGAGGCUGAACUUAUAUACAGGAAAAUUGAAGGCAAAAUGAAAAUAAUAAAUACGAUGAAGAAAUAUCCGACGCUAUACAACUUCAUAAGCCCGCCGAGCAAGGACUACGAACCUCCUAUACCAGAUUAUGGUCGCUAUCCGUGUGAAAUGAUAGAUUUUUCCGGCAGAGUGAAGUUCAAUCAGUGGAACUCUCUCUACGUUCUCACAGAGUCCGUGUCCUGCAUUCAUUUAGUUGUUGAAGAAUGUCUUAAGGUCGAGUCGAUGUUAUUCUUCACAACAAACUAUGGCAGAAACGUCAGUCUCCCGGAAUUUGAUGCAGCGCAACAACAUUGUACAUCUAUGAUGCUUAAAUACCUCAACAUAACAUGGUUGAAUUCAACAGCGCAUGCGAUCCGUAUGUCUUACAGGGAUGUUGGAAAAGGAUGGUUCAAUAUCUAUGAAAAGAGUUGGGAAUUUUACGGUAUCAGUAAGCUGUGCAGGUUUAUGCAGCUCGUCAGAUUCAGAAUGCAGUAUGCAUUGCGUUUUUGCAUCGAACAAUCGAUGGCUAUGUUCGUAAAUCUCUGCGAAACGCCAUGCCUCUGUACCUACUGGUGUGAGGAGAACUAUGAAUGGGAUGCGAGUGACCUCAUCAAUACUCCGUUCCGUUCGGCAGCUCCGACACUAUUCUACUUUCACCUCAUGAUGUCAGCCGAGGGUCCUUAUUAUACGACAUCACCGGAUCAGUUCGAAGUCGUUAUUCAGCGUCUUUUCCGUGAGAUGUUGUAUCGCUGCCACUUCAUACCCCAAGUUCAUCCUAAGAUUAUGACUGGUCUCGUUUUUGAUAAGGAGUUGUUCCUCACUUCUAUUGGUCUUAUGGAGCCUAAUGUUGUAGAAUACAGAGAACGGCUGCUUAAGGCAUACAGGAAGGCAAUCAUACCAUUAAUAGCGUACAUGCACCAAUAUGAUUGCUAUAAAGAAAUUUAUAUGCUGAAUAUAGAAGAAUAUGUCGAGAAUUUUCGACUAGAGAAGCAUGUUGCAUCUGAAACAAAAGAAGAAAUACAAAUCCAUUACGAUGCGAAGCAAGAUUUGAUCUGGCGUCUGCCGCAGUAUAUAAACAUUGGACCAUUCGCACUUAACAUUGAUACAUUAAAGCAAAUGCUAGUAACAAAACGAUCUGAUAUAAUAAAAGCGUUACUAACAAUGUGGUCGGAGGAAGUACGUAUCGUAGUCGAAGAUGUGAUUCAAGCAUACAAAAGUAUAAUGAGGAAAUUAGGUGAAAAACCAAAUACGAUAGAACACGUGUUUGAGAUAAGAGAGUGGAUGGAAUCUAUACCAUUUGCUUUAAAAACUCAGGAAGAUAUUAUGAAAAAAGUUCAUACGGAUUAUGAAGUACUUGAUGUGUUUUUUACACCACUUGAAAAUGAAGAUUUUAAAGCAUUAUGGGAAGCUAUCGGUUGGCCGUUAAAUAUUAAUAAGCAGGUGGUUGCAACGACAGAAUUCUUAGAAGAGGAACAAGAGAAGUUCUGGAAACUUCAUCAACAAGAUGAACAGACAUUGUUUGACAAAAUCGACAUGUUUACAGCUCAGUGUAUGGCCCUUACGUUGCAAAAUGACUUUGGAAAGGUGCAUGAAAUAGCCAAUGACAUAAAGAAAGCUUGGAAAGGCAUGAAAGAAUCACAGGAAUGGGGACGCGUGCUUAAUCAGAGACAGAAAUUGUUUGGACAGCCAGUUGUUCCUUUCGCAGACCUUAACCGUUUAGUGAAAGAAUUCGAACCGUAUAGAAAUUUGUGGGUGACAGCGUCUGAUUUCCUGAAAUCACGCGAAGUGUGGUUCGACAAUCCUCUCAUUUAUGUGGAUGCGGAUUCUAUCGAACCGGCAAUCAAUGAAUAUUACAAGACAAUCGUCAAAUGUAUACGCGUUUUUGCUGAUCUACCCAAAGUGCAGCACGUUGCAUUGACAAUAAGAGAUGAUAUGGAUGAAUUUAGACCAUUGAUUCCUGUUAUUCAAGCUGUCAGAAAUCCUGGAAUGAAAGAACGUCACUGGAACGAAUUUAUGGAGAAAUCAGGAAUAACGGUGACAAUGAACGAGAAACAAACAUUUGCAAUGUGCCUUAAACAAGGCGUGGCGCAACACGCGGGAACGAUUGCUGAAAUAGGUGAAUUUGCAAGUAAAGAGUAUGUGAUAGAACAAUCCCUUGAUAAGAUGCUCACUGAUUGGGCAACAAGGGCUAUGGAAAUCACGCCUUAUAAGACCACUGGUACGUUCAUAAUGAAGAUAGCAGAUGAAACACUUCAGCUAUUGGACGAGCACUUACUUGCGACGCAACAGCUUGGCUUCAGUCCCUUUAAAGCGGCAUUUGAGCUUCGUAUUCAAGAGUGGGAUGAUAAACUUCGAUUAACGCAGAAAGUUGUGGAUGAAUGGAUUGAAUGUCAAAAAGAAUGGAUGUAUUUGGAGCCAAUUUUUACCUCUGAAGAUAUAUCACGACAGCUACCUAUGGAAGCUAAAAAAUAUGGCACAAUGGAAAGAAUUUGGAGAAGAAUUAUGUCGGCAGCGGCUGCAUGCCCAAAGAUUAUGCUGAUAUGUCCAGACAGUCGUCUAUUGGACAGUCUUGUAGAAGCUCGACAUUUACUCGCCGUUGUGUCUCGAGGACUUAAUGAAUACAUGGAACUUAAGCGUCUCAGGUUCCCCAGGUUCUUCUUCCUCAGUGACGACGAACUUCUAGAAAUAUUAUCCCAGUCUCGUAAUCCGAAAGCAGUUCAACCUCAUCUGAGGAAAUGCUUUGAAAAUAUUGCUAAGGUGACCUUCGAACCAGACUUGAAGAUAACACAUAUGCACUCGAGCGAGGGAGAGAUUGUCGAACUUAAAUACAAAUUCUAUCCAAGCACUAACGUUGAACAGUGGCUCCUUCUCUUAGAAGAUACUAUGAGACAUUCAAUACGCUUAACACUGGUAGCAUCCAUGGAAGAGAUAUGGACUCUCCCACGAGCUGAGUGGGUACUACGUUGGCCCGGACAAGUUGUAAUUGCAGGUUCUCAAACAGCUUGGACGGCUGGAGUCGAACAAGCAAUUGCUGAUUAUCGCAUGGAUUUAUAUUUUGAAGAAAUGUUGCAACAGUUGGACAGUUUACGUGCGCUAGUAAAGGGUGAAUUAACAUUCUUCCAACGAGAAGUUCUUUGUGCACUAAUCGUUAUUGAAGUGCAUGCGAGAGAUGUGACAAAAACAUUAGUCGAUGAAAACGUAAAAAAUGUAUCUGAUUUCCAGUGGAUUUGCCAACUAAGAUACUAUCAAAUGAUAAAAGAUAUGAGACCGCUAGAAGAAGAUGAGUUACCAGAGAUAUAUCAAGAUGAAGAGCGUUUGGACACGUCAAUGUACUACCGGCAAUUUAGUCAGAACUAUUGCGACGUUCGGGCUUUAAAUUCGAUCUUUACCUAUCAAAAUGAAUACUUAGGGAAUAGCGGUCGUCUUGUGAUCACUCCGUUGACCGAUCGUUGCUAUCUGACGUUGAUGUGUGCGAUGCAUCUUAAAUUCGGAGGUGCUCCCGCUGGACCAGCUGGUACAGGCAAAACUGAGACUACUAAGGAUUUAGCAAAAGCAUUAGCAGUACAAUGUGUAGUGUUCAACUGCUCCGAUCAACUCGACUUCAUGGCUAUGGGAAAAUUUUUCAAAGGACUUGCGGCGUCAGGAGCUUGGGCGUGUUUCGACGAAUUUAACAGAAUAGACAUCGAAGUUUUGUCGGUUGUUGCUCAACAGGUGGUCACAAUACAAAAGGCUCAAGUUGCUCGCCAAGAUAAAUUUAUGUUUGAAGGUUGCGAGUUACCCCUUAAGGCAUCUUGUUCGGUUUUCAUUACCAUGAAUCCUGGAUACGCAGGCCGUACCGAACUGCCCGAUAAUCUAAAAGCACUCUUCCGACCAAUUGCAAUGAUGGUACCAGACUACGCACUGAUAGCAGAAAUAUCGUUGUUCUCAUAUGGAUUCUUUGAAGCGAAGAUUUUAGCUGGAAAGAUAACGACAACGUUUAGACUUAGCUCUGAACAAUUAUCGUCGCAGGAACAUUACGAUUUUGGCAUGAGAGCUGUGAAAACCGUUAUAUUGGUAGCUGGUAAUCUAAUCCGUCAAAUGCCGGAUGGUGACGAACGACAAAUUGUUCUGCGAGCUUUGCGUGAUGUUAAUGUACCUAAAUUCCUUGCUGAUGAUCUAGUUCUUUUCAAUGGAAUAAUUUCUGAUCUGUUUCCACGUGUGGAAAUACCUAUAGUAGACUAUGGUAUAAUGGAACAAUCUAUAAGGAACAUGCUUAUCAAGAAAGGCUACGAUGACCUUUAUACAUUCAUAUUCAAAAUCAUUCAAUUGUAUGAGACGACGGUAGUGCGUCAUGGAUUAAUGUUGGUUGGACCUGCAGGCUCUGGAAAAACUAAGUGCUACGAAUUUCUCCGAGACGCCUUAACGGCUAUUAAAGGCAAAUUAGCUCCGGACGGUUUUCCUUUCACUCCGGUACAUACUUUCGUCGUUAAUCCGAAAUCAAUCACAAUGGGACAGCUUUACGGAGAGUUUGAUUUGCAAACUCACGAAUGGACGGACGGUAUCCUGUCAAGUUUAGUUCGUGCUGGUAUAGCGGUUGAGGAUAUGGACAAACGGUGGUAUGUUUUCGAUGGUCCUGUUGAUGCUGUGUGGAUUGAAAAUAUGAACACGGUAUUAGACGAUAAUAAAAAGCUGUGCCUAUCAAGUGGUGAAAUAAUGAAGCUGACAGAUAGACAGAGAAUGAUAUUCGAAGUAGCUGAUCUGGCUGUAGCGUCACCGGCCACUGUAUCACGCUGUGGUAUGGUGUACCUGGAUACGCAAGUUGUAGGUCUUCAGCCACUCGUUAAUGCUUGGAUGAAGAGCAAUUUACCAUCGAUUGCUGAUAAUAUUCGAAAGAUCCUUCCAAACCUAAUAACAACGUACUUGUAUCCAGCCUUGUCUCUAGUACGAUUAAAAUUGACUGAAAUUGUAGCGUCAAUAGAUUCAUCUUUGGUGCUAAAAUUCCUAGAACUCUUGGAUUAUAGAUUGAGGCCUCUUACUGGUAAAGAUGAUAGACCGCCUCCUGGUGCUGCCUUUUUAGCUAUGAUGCCGAAAUUGGCUCCCUGCUGGGUGAUUUGGUCAGUGAUCUGGUCCGUGGGUGCAACUUGCGAUCACAAUGGACGAACUAUCUUCUCGAACUUUUUAAGAGAGCUCAUGCAGGAAAACGGUACAAAGCCACUGUUCCCUAAAGAAGGCCGAGUCUACGACUACACCUUGCAUGAUGGUGGUUUCACUGACCCAACCGAUGAUGGCGAACCAGCUAAUCCAUAUUGGUAUAAUUGGAUGGAUAAUCUCGAAGAGUAUGAGGUUGACCCUGAGUGGCAAUAUGCAGACAUCGAAGUUCCCACAUUAGACAAUGUUCGUUGCGCGGCACUACUCGGCUACAAGAUUACCAACUAUAAUCACGUCAUCUGCGUCGGUCCAACCGGCACUGGAAAAACUGUCACUAUAUCAUCAAAACUAUCUCGAGGGUUACAUAAGAAGUUUAUUUGUGAAUUUCUUGUGUUUUCUGCUAGAACAUCUGCUAAUCAGACUCAGGAUGUAAUAGACAGCAAACUGGAGAGACGUAGGCGUGGAGUAUUUGGUCCACCGCCAACGAAACGACAGGUCUUCUUUAUAGAUGACCUCAAUAUGCCUGCAUUAGAAGUAUAUGGCGCUCAACCACCGAUUGAACUUCUACGGCAAUUUAUGGAUUUCUCUGGCUGGUAUGAUCGUACCAAUAUUGGUGAAUUCAAGACUCUAAUAGAUGUUGGUAUGGUUGCUGCCAUGGGUCCUCCCGGUGGAGGUCGUAAUCCGGUUACAAUGCGCCUGAUGAGGCACUUCCAUUAUAUAACAUUUACUGAAAUGGAAUAUAGCAGCAAGUAUGGUAUUUUCAAUACAAUUCUCAAAUCAUGGACGAGAAAUUUCAAGGACGUAACUAUACAAGAGAACUCAUUCCUUAAGAGUUCCAUUGAAGUUUUCAAUUCACUGGUAGAGGAACUUUUACCAACGCCAACCAAAUCCCAUUACACUUUCAACCUCCGAGACCUGAGUAAGGUGUUCCAGGGUAUACUGAUGAUGGAUCCCCUAAACAUAAAGGAAGAAAACGAUGUGAUAAGGCUCUGGUAUCAUGAACAUCAGCGCGUAUAUCAAGAUCGACUUGUUAAUAUGGAAGACCGGAUUUGGUUUGUUAAUUUGCUAAAUAAAAAGAUUCGUACCGAAUUUAAUAAGAAAUCCAGCGACGUGAUCGGUGGAAGGUUGAUGCUGUUUGGUGAUUUCAUGGACAUAGGAGCUGAUGAUAAGAAAUAUGUUGAGAUUACGGAUAAAGAAGAGCUCGAUGAAGUUUUGGCUCAUUAUUUGAGUGAAUACAAUCUGGCAUCAACCGCUCCAUUGGACCUGGUUCUAUUUGAAGACGCCGUAGGGCAUCUCUGUCGCUUGGCUCGCAUCAUGAGACAGCCUAUGGCAAAUGCCUUACUGUUAGGUAUGGGAGGUUCUGGUCGCCAGUCAUUAUCCCGCCUCGCAGCCAGCAUGGCGGAGUUGCAAUGCAUGCAAAUUGAAAUAACCAAAUCUUACGGUCAGACCGAAUGGCGCGACGACCUCAAAAGCACAAUGAUGAAAGCUGGUGCUGAAAAUCGUGGAAUUGUUUUUCUUUUCUCCGAUGCGCAAAUAAAAAUGGAAUCGUUUCUCGAAGACCUAAACAAUAUUUUGAGUUCAGGCGAUGUUCCAAAUAUAUAUGAAGCUGAAGAUUUAGACUGUAUAUAUAUGUCUGUUCGUCACGCAGUCAUGGAAAUGAAUUUAGCGGCAACUAAAACCAAUCUAUUUGCUUGUUAUCAGCGUAGAGUUCGGAGCAAUUUACAUAUCGUUGUCGUUAUGAGUCCAGUCGGUGAAAUAUUCAGAGCUCGUCUGCGCCAGUUUCCCUCUCUUGUGAAUUGUUGUACCAUCGACUGGUUCAGUGAGUGGCCUAAAUCAGCCCUCGAAUCCGUGGCAACGCAUUUCUUCAAUAACAUGACGGAAUUGCAGACCACAGAUGAAGUAAUCGAAUCUCUAGUUUCGGUAUGCUGCUUCGCACACCAGAGCGUGGUGGAUGCAAGUGCCAAAUUCUUGGUUCAACUCAACCGCCUCAAUUAUGUUACUCCAAUGUCAUACAUGGAGAUGUUAGCGGCGUAUGCUGAAAUGUUCAGAAAGAAGCAGAAGGCUAUACUCGUGGAAUCAAAUGCUCUUAAGACUGGUCUGAAUAAACUGAAUCAAACUGAAGUAGAAGUGAAGCAGCUUCAAAUUGAAUUAGCUGAACUUAAGCCUUUGAUGGAAAAAGCCGCUGAAGAAACAAAGAAGGUCAUUGAUCAAAUUGCCAUUGAUACGGAAAUAGCCGAAGACGCUAGAAUAAAAGUAGAAAAGGAGCAGGCAAUCGCUGAACUGAUGGCUAAGGAAACGACUGCUAUGGCUGAAGAUGCACAGAGGGAUUUAGACGAAGCAAUGCCAGCACUGAGAGCAGCAGAAAAGGCUCUACAAGAGUUGAAUCGUAAUGACGUUGUUGAAGUUAAGGCGAUGAAAAAACCACCAGCUGGUGUAGUGCUCGUGAUAGAAUCACUUUGUGUGGUGUUCGAUAUCAAGCCUAUAAAGGAACCUGGAGCAUCGUUUGGUCAAAAAGUUCUGAACUACUGGAAGCCAGGAUCUCAGAUGUUAGCAGAUCCAACUGCAUUUCUGGACUCGUUGAUGAAAUAUGACAAGGAAUCCAUAACAGAAGACAUGAUAAAGAAACUAAAGAAAUACGUUACCGAUCCAAACUAUGAGCCAGGCAAGAUUUCAAAGGUUUCAAAAGCAUGCAUGUCACUGUGCAUGUGGGUGCAUGCUAUGUACAAAUUCUAUCACGUGAAUAAAGCUGUAGCACCUAAGAAGGAGGCUCUCGAGCGAGCCACGAAAGAACUAGCAGCCGUUGAAGCUGUAUUGGCGAACGCGAGAGCAAAAAUGCAAGCACUUCUAGAAGGUAUCGCGAAAUUAAAUGCUUACCUGCAAGAGAAGGAAGAUGAGAAGCGUAAAAUGGAGGAAGAUAUCAAUCAAUGCUUGGCAAGAAUGGAUCGCGCGAACAGAUUAUUAAAUGGUUUAUCGAGUGAACGAGUUCGCUGGAUAAGAACGAUUAAAGAGCUGGAUGUCGGUCAGGUGUACCUCAUUGGGGACAUAAUGUUAAGUGCAUGUGCUGUGGGCUACGUGACGCCAUUCACUGAUGAAUUUCGUCGAGAGCUACUUUCGCAGUGGAUAAAGCAUAUAGUUGAUAUGAAAGUACCCCAUACAGAAGGAGCGACACCGCUAUCAAUUCUUGGAGACGCAGUUGUCAUACGAAAUUGGCAAAUGUAUGGUUUACCACGUGAUCCACUUUCCGUGGAGUCCGCGGUGCUGAUGUCUAACUCCAGGAGAUGGCCUCUCAUCAUCGACCCUCAGACUCAAGCUAAUAAGUGGAUACGUGCCAUGGGUAAAAUCGAAGGGAUAGUUGUAUGUAAGCCGAAUGAUAGAGAUUUACUCAGAAAUUUUGAAUCUGCGCUGAGGUUUGGCAAACCAAUACUUUUAGAGAAUGUUGGGCAAGAACUGGAUCCCGCAUUGGAUCCAGUUUUGAAGCGACAAUAUUUCCGUCAAGCCGGUCAACUCGUUCUGAAACUGGGAGACUCGUUGAUACCGUACACUACUGGUUUUCGUCUGUACAUAACGACAAAACUGCCGAACCCCAAGUAUACCCCUGAAGUAUCUGUCAAAGUGCAGAUCGUCAACUUUGCGCUGGUACCGAGCGGCUUAGCGGAACAACUUCUAUCAAUCGUAGUAGCCCAAGAACGUCCGGACUUAGAAGAGUUACGUGGACAGCUUAUUGUAUCGAGAGCGCAAUUAUCAACCCAAUUAGCUGAAAUGCAAUCUGAUAUUCUAUACGGUCUGUCGAACAGUGAAGGUUCCCCGGUUGAUGAUCUGCCACUCAUUCUCACUCUUGAAGCUAUUAAAAUAAAGAGUGCCGAAAUAUUGAUUAAAGUAGAAGAUAUAGAACGUACAUCUGCUGAAAUAGACGAAGCUCGGCAAGGCUACGUGCCUGUGGCCAACCGUGGCCAAAUUUUAUUCUUCUGUUUAUCUGGCAUGGCCAACGUUGACCCAAUGUACCAAUACUCAUUGGAAUGGUUUGUCAAACUGUUCAUACGGAGCAUGGCUGAAACGGAGCCAAAUGAUGAUAUCAUCGAACGAGUCGACAUAAUAAUUGAGCACUUCACCUUUCUCCUAUAUCAGAACGUGUGUAGAAGUCUUUUCGAAAGACAUAAGCUCCUCUUCGCGUUCCUUCUUUGCGCUCGUAUUUUACUCGACAAAGGGAUCAUCCGACACCAAGAGUUUAACUUCUUAUUGAACGGUGCUAAAAUUGAAGAGGAAUUUGAAAACCCAGAACCCAAAUGGAUAUCCCUAAAAAUGUGGUUAGAUAUGAUGGAACUUGCCUCCUUACCAACCAUGCAUCAGUUUGUUAUUGACUUCCCUCAGCAGACGAAGUUCUUUAAAUCCUAUUACGACGCUUGGAACCCUCAUAAAUUAUCGUAUCCGAAGCCGUUGGAUUCACAAUUGGACGCUUUUCAAAAGUUGCUGGUGUUGAAAUGUCUGCGACCAGAUAAACUUGUACCUGGAUUACAAGACUACGUAGUAACAGGCUUGGGAGCAAGGUUUGUGGAGCCGCAGCCGGCUGAUCUUGCCGCCUUGUUCGCUGAAUCUGAUCCGCUAGCUCCAAUCAUUUUCGUGUUAUCGACAGGAACCGAUCCAGCGGCGGAUCUUCUAAAGUUUGCGGAUAAAAUGAAGAUGGGGAAACGCUUCGAAAGUAUCUCCUUGGGUCAAGGCCAAGGGCCGCUGGCUGAAGCGAUGAUGAAAGUUGGCUGUGAUUUUGGUAAUUGGGUAUUUUUCCAGAACUGUCACCUGUCUCCGUCAUGGAUGCCGGUACUUGAACUGAACGUGGAGCAGAUUGUGCCAGAACAAGUUCACAAGGAUUUCCGUCUAUGGCUCACCUCUACACCUUCGCCAUUCUUUCCGGUGGCAUUGUUGCAGAACGGCUACAAGAUGACUGUUGAGCCCCCAAGAGGAAUUAAAGCGAACUUACUGAAGGCUUAUAUGAAUCAAGUUCCUGACUUCACAGACUAUAUCAAUUCAAGUGACAGCAAAGUCCCUAAUUUUAAGUGGCUGCUCUUCUCGCUGUGUCUAUUUCAUGGUGUUGUCCUUGAGCGUCGUAAGUUCGGACCCCUCGGUUUCAACAUUCCCUAUGAGUUCACGGACGGAGAUCUACGAAUUUGCAUCUCACAACUUCACAUGUUCUUAACCGAAUACACCGAAGUGCCUUUACGGAUGUUAACGUACACCGCAGGACAUAUUAAUUACGGAGGACGUGUAACAGAUGACUGGGAUAGGAGAUGCCUCUUGUGCCUGCUGUCUGACUAUUACACGACUGCCGUCCUAAAUGAUCGCUGUAUAUUCGAUGAGAGCGGCGCUUACAAACAGCAAGCUUCUUGGUUUACAAUUGAAGAUUAUACAAGAUACAUCCGAACCCUUCCGUUAAACGACGACCCAUCCUUGUUCGGUCUUCAUAGCAACGCCAACAUCAGCUACGCUAUGUCUGAAACGACUACGUGUAUCAAUACUCUAAGCAAUCUACAGCCGAAAGAAGUAAGCGGUGGAGGUGGUCUGACAGCGGAGGAGAUGACAGAACGAGCUGCUAAAGAGAUUCUCAAUGUGUUGCCAGCGAUGCUGGACCAGAAGUUUAUCGCGACCACAUAUCCCGUGUCAUACAAGGAAUCCUUAAAUACGGUGCUGAUCCAAGAAGCGAUACGAUAUAACAAGCUAUUAACAGUCAUCAACAGUUCGUUAAAAGACUUACAAAAGGCACUAAAAGGUUUGGUGGUUAUGUCCGAGGCGUUGGAAAGUAUGGCGAGUAGCUUAGCUCGCAAUGGAGUACCAAAUAUGUGGAGUGCAAGGGCGUAUCCAUCUCUAAAGCCACUUGCGGCAUGGGUAAAGGAUUUGUGUCUUCGGGUGCAGUUUAUGCAGCAAUGGGCUGAGGGUGGGAUCCCGAAAGUAUUCUGGAUAUCCGGCUUCUACUUCCCUCAGGCCUUCCUGACGGGUGCCCUGCAAAACUACGCGAGGAAACACGUCAUCGCUAUAGAUACGGUUGCUUAUGCUUUUGAGGCUUUACAAGGUCCUCCGCAAAAGAAACCGGAUGACGGGUGCUGUGUAAGUGGUCUGUUUUUGGAAGGCGCACGGUGGAACUCCGCUGACAUGGCUCUUGAAGAAAGUCGUGCAAAGGAAUUAUACACUGAAAUGGCUAUCAUCUACAUGAAACCAGAACAAAAUCAUCGCCUGGCGUCUGGCCUGUACGAGUGUCCAACAUACAAGACACUAGUUCGAGCUGGUACCUUAUCUACUACCGGUCAUUCAACCAACUAUGUGAUGACCAUCGAAUUGACCACCCAUAAACCCCAAGGUCAUUGGAUAAAACGUGGCGUGGCACUAUUUUGUGCAUUGGAUUAUUAA
This is a messenger RNA of Nymphalis io (European peacock), 12561 nucleotides long. RefSeq names its product dynein axonemal heavy chain 1-like. Gene Ontology annotation, molecular function: minus-end-directed microtubule motor activity; ATP hydrolysis activity; dynein light intermediate chain binding. The record is from RefSeq and is a predicted model, not a curated record. The coding region runs from base 1 to 12561 and encodes 4186 amino acids. NCBI's taxonomy places the organism in Eukaryota, Metazoa, Arthropoda, Insecta, Lepidoptera, Nymphalidae. Gene Ontology annotation, biological process: microtubule-based movement. Gene Ontology annotation, cellular component: dynein complex. The transcript is spliced from 86 exons.